This is a messenger RNA of Aquila chrysaetos chrysaetos, 3677 nucleotides long. RefSeq names its product CYFIP related Rac1 interactor A (gene CYRIA). Gene Ontology annotation, biological process: regulation of actin filament polymerization. Lineage: Eukaryota; Metazoa; Chordata; Aves; Accipitriformes; Accipitridae. The coding region runs from base 505 to 1542 and encodes 345 amino acids. Gene Ontology annotation, molecular function: small GTPase binding. The record is from RefSeq and is a predicted model, not a curated record. The transcript has 11 exons.
AAGUAGAGCGUGUUUAGCAGCUGCCUGAACCAUAUCUUCUAGAUGUUGAUGUUGAAUAUCACUGGGUUUUGGGUUGAUGUGUCAAACCAGUGCCUUUGAGAGCAUUGGAAAAUGCAGGCUGACCAUGAAAACGGGUAUGAAGUUUGUGGCAGGGUUCUUGUUUCAUACUUGUGACCUAAAUAGCUGAAUCAGUUUCUACACAGGGAUUGAAGGAGAGGGGAAUGAAAUGAAAAACAAGCUAAGAAAUAUAGUAAAAGUUCAGGAAAAAUACUCAGAAAUCUCCAGAGCUGUGAUGUGCUGUACUUCUGUAAGAAGGAUCAGAAACCAGAGCUUAGGCACAUGACCUCAAGCUACUCAAUGCAAAUGAGGGAGCAUAUCCUCAGGUUUUUGGCAAAAAGGCUCCCUUGCUGUUCGAAGCAUGCUCCCAACUAAACCAGUCUCUGGAUGCAGUGCUAACUUUGGCAGUAGAAGAAAUGGUUGGAUACUCUCUGAAGAUUGAAGGCAAUGAGGUUUGCUGGGAUGGGUAAUCUUCUUAAGGUCCUUACCAGGGAAAUUGAAAACUAUCCACAUUUUUUCCUGGAUUUUGAAAAUGCACAGCCCACAGAUGGAGAAAGGGAGGUAUGGAAUCAGAUCAGUGCGGUUUUACAAGACUCAGAAAGUAUGCUUGCAGACCUUCAGGCUUACAAAGGAGCUGGACAAGAAAUUAGAGAUGCAAUACAAAAUCCCAAUGAUAUCCAGUUGCAAGAAAAAGCAUGGAAUUCAGUAUGUCCUCUGGUUGUAAGGCUGAAGCGCUUUUAUGAGUUUUCACUCAGAUUAGAGAAAGCCCUGCAGAGCUUACUGGAGUCCUUGACGUGCCCACCUUACACUCCAACUCAGCACCUGGAACGGGAACAGGCUCUAGCGAAAGAGUUUGCAGAAAUCUUACAUUUUACUCUUCGUUUUGAUGAACUCAAGAUGAGAAACCCAGCAAUUCAGAAUGACUUCAGUUAUUACAGGCGGACAAUAAGUCGCAACAGAAUAAACAACAUGCAUCUAGACAUUGAGAAUGAAGUAAACAAUGAAAUGGCCAAUAGGAUGUCCCUGUUUUAUGCAGAAGCCACACCAAUGCUGAAAACACUCAGUAAUGCAACUACACAUUUUGUAUCAGAAAACAAAACGUUACCAAUUGAAAAUACAACGGACUGUCUAAGUACUAUGGCUAGUGUAUGUAAAGUCAUGUUGGAAACACCAGAGUACAGGAGUAGAUUCACCAGUGAAGAGACCCUUAUGUUCUGCAUGCGAGUAAUGGUGGGAGUUAUUAUUCUGUAUGAUCAUGUUCAUCCUGUGGGAGCUUUCUCAAAGACAUCAAAGAUAGAUCUAGUGCAAUUCAUAUAUUAUUGUUCAAUAGUGGCAUGCUUCUGUUCCCAGAUGAAGGGAUGCAUAAAAGUUUUAAAGGAACAACCACCUGACACUGUGGAGGGACUUCUGAAUGCUCUCAGGUUCACUACAAAACACCUGAAUGAUGAAUCUACUUCAAAACAAAUUCGAGCUAUGCUGCAGUAGUAUCCUGAGACAAGUAGAUGUUUGUAUUGAUCACAGAAGAUGUGUAUGUUUACAUAAUUUAAUACGGUUUGAUGUUAAUACUUGUGUGUAUUUACAUAACCAUUUUCUUCACAUUGCUAAAAUACAUGAAUCUGUUCAUAACCUGACUGACUUUAUAUAGUGCAGCCUAAGUUUUUAUGCUAGCCUUUAUCUUUUGACUUUUAAAAUACUUUUUUACUUAGAUACUUCAGCUAUGACAGUUUAUCUGUGCAUUUUAAUCCUUAAACAUCUUCUCUAUCAGAGAACUAAGUAGUAGUGAAGACAAAAUGGAAAUCAAAUAAACUGAAAUGUCAAAGAUACCACAGAAAAGGAACUUUAAAGAAGGAGAAAGUUAGUGUAAGAGAAAGUAAAAUUCACUGGAUAUGUUUUAAGAACAUGUGCACAGUUUUGUAGUCAGUUAGUUUUAGGAUCUCCUCAGACUUGUAUGAACAGGAGAAUACCUGAAAGUCAUCACUCUCAUAAAAUACGUUGUCUUUCCUGUAAUAAGUGGAGAUCUACCUAAUUUUAAGGAUUAUGUGCUGGCUGACAUCCAAAAAGGUAUUGCAAAGAGGUCAUUUUACCUUUCUUAUUAAGUAUAACCUGUACCUUUCAACAAUUGAGGAAAUUAAUGUCCUUUUUCAGAUUCAAUAUAAAUAAACAGAAAAUGUGUUUUAAGACAAUUGCUAGAUUUUGAAAAUUCUAUAUAAUGUUAUUAGAUUUAGAAAGGAAAGGGAAAAUACUAAUGCCUUGACUUAACUAGAAAGGGUUUGUCCAUGUAAAUACAUCAUGAUGAACAUUAUCUCUCAGACAGCUCUACCCAGUAAGUAAUUUUUUUGCUGAUAUAAACUGGUAUAAAGCAGAACACUCUUCUGUAGCAGCAAACUUCCCUAGUGUCAAACUGGCCUCAUCAAACUAGGGAUGAUAUAAAUAAGUUUUAAGAGCUGAGCUGUUCUUAGGCACUCCAUCAGGUUCCUUGAUAGUAUUAUUCAUUAGAUGAUUCAGAGUCAACACAGAAAUAUAUAUCAGCUGACUGCUCUUCAUUUGUUUUUGAGAUGUGAUUGAUGCUUCAAGGAGUUGAGUUCCUUGCUGAGUUGUUUGUUCUUACUUUCUAGUAAUUUUUCCAGUAAAUGGAAUAGAAGUACUUUGCCAAAAGCAGCAAAGUGCUCAUGCUCUGUUAAGUGUGUCUUCUGGGUGGUCUGCAGUUGCUGUACAUAUUCUUGCAGAGGUCAUGUUCUGAGAAUGUGUUCAAUUUUGUGUACUUUGCUUGCAUGUAUGUGUGAAAACUCCAGUGCUUGUGCACAGAUUCAGAUUUGUAUUUGCUUAUUCCUGUGUACGUAAAUCAGAGUUUGUGUGCUCUCACUGGAAUUUUCAUGCAUAUCACUUCUAAAAACAUUACCUUAAGACUUUGAAGAUGCAUUUGGUCUGCUGAAAUUUGGCUGCGCUGUGACAAAUUGAGUCAUUGAACUCAGUCCUUAAACAGUCUUAAUAUCGUAAGUUCUUUGGAGUAGGGAUUGCUUUAGAGUUUAUUUCUGAGCAGAACGACCACUGUGAGGUUUCUCAAGCCUGAUCAGAACCCACGGGCACCAAUGUCACAUGUGUCGUGAUACUGGACAGCACCGCAACUCCAGUGUUCAUGUCACACAUCUGCAGUUGUAGCAGCAGAUCACUAUGUUGUUGUCAGGAACAGAAUUAGAAAUCACGCUAGUUUUUUUUCUUUUUCUGGAAGCAGUGAUCACAUUGCUUUUUCACAGUAGUAAAUUCACUGUUUACAAGCUCCAUUUUUAAUGGGCGACAUUUAAAAAUGUAUAUUAGGGAAAAUCCUGCUGUGUUCAGAGUCACUUCCAGUUAGGUAAAUCUAGGUGGAUGACAGGUCAUUCUGUUGAGCUUUGGUAACUGAAGUUAAUACACGCUUACCUGCAAUUAUUUGUCAAACAAUGAAGUCUUAUCUUUAAGUAGCCCAGAGGAAAGCUAUUUGUCACUUGUAUAAUAAAAAUGUAAACCUUAAAGCAUUCCGUGAGUUGUCAUGUGCUGUUUGCCGAAGUCACUGAAUUUCUUUGCCUGCUUUGAUGUUUUUGUACAGAAGUUUGUUUCAAAUAAUAAAAAGUUUGGUACAGUAA